AGUGCUACAAUUACGUCUGGCUGCCUUAUUUUAUUAAUCUAAUUAUAAUUAGGUACAGAUUCACAAGUAGGUACUAUAUUACUUAUUUAGUGGAGUUUUGUGUGAAAGUGUAAUUAUCAAAACUGUCAUUAAAAUCUGAUUCCUCUUUUUUUAAACAGUGAGGUCGAUAUUUAAAUGGGUUAUAAACUAGGAGCAAACACGCAACCUACCUGAAUAUAUUUAAUUAUUGAUAUUUUCUUGCUUUGCUUAAGAAUCUAGUAUAAGUAAGUAUGACUGCUUAUUAUCUUGUUUGACAUGAAAUUAUCACGAGUUUAAUUUUAGAUCCCAUGGGUUCUCUUUUCCUAUCAUUUACCUACUAAAUCAUCGUAAGUAAUAAUAACCUCUCCAUAGUUUCGGGUGUUAUUUAUGUAGCAAAAUAAUACCUAUAAUUUAGUAAGAAAAUGGCGCACGAAGAAAAACUACCCACCUCUAAGCGCGACACGCGCUCGCAGCGUGACGCGAUUAAAUUAAAAGCGACAACAUGUGUUUUCCUUCCCACAGGAAAAUACAUUAGCCAGAGCAUUUCCCGGCGUCUUCUCUCUUUGUCCCACCAGAGUCUUCGACGCUCCGCUAGAAAGAACGCUCGACAUGGCGCCCUCGAAAGCUAACGGGGAGCUUUCAACGUAAAUCUGAUAAAGCAAACACAUUACGACACAAACACAAAGAAAAUUUCUUCUCAACACUAUCGUUAUAAGCUCAACGUGGAUCAUCUGGCUCUUUCACGCACGGAGUAUAACUAUGGACAGAGCGAGAAGGGUAUAACUUACCGGUUACAACUGCGGAGCGGGCGUCAUUGGAUGAAAAAGUUUACGCUGUACCGCCCUCCUCACCGCGUGCAGGGUUGCCGGGCCCGUUUCGUUUACAAAAUAUUUUCUUAGAAACAGUAAGUCGCCUGGGCCGAGGGGCGGCGACGCGGGAGCCCGCAGUCAUGCUGAGAGCCUCAGCGGAGUCGGUGGACACACGUCGCGAAGCUUUUCAUCUCUACCAAAAAAAAUUGCUCGGUUACAAACACUCUACCAAACUGAUGCUACCGAUUACACCUCAUUUCGUCACAGAAUGCGGCUGUGAAAUCAAAACUAAAUUUUUAUAACACCACGUCAACCAACCACUGUGAUCAAUGCUCUAAUUUCUUGGAGAUACUGAAAAAUAUUUUCUAUGUCGAUUUAGAUUCAGUGAAGUGCUCUGAAUAUAUUUUCGUGUGCUAACCGACAAACUACUAUUUGUGAUUUUACUUACGUGAUUGUUGAAACGAAGACUGACUGAAAAUUAUUCAAGAAAGCAAGAUCACGAGAAAAUUUGGUGAAGAAACAGAAGCACACCUAAGUAGUAAUUAAGUGAAGUGGAAAAGCGUCAGCGUCGACGCUGUUAAAAACCGAGGCUCCAGCGGGGGACACCCGCCGCGUGGAUGGUGGCGGGUGAAUGGGGCUAUGCGCCGGCGUCGGCCACCCCUGCCAUGAACGCCUUCCUCGAAACGAACCACGCGCACCUGGCGUCCUACGGGCUGAAAAUGUCACCGCAGCCGGCUUGCGGCGUGGGCCCGCAGCAUCGGGCCACUGCACCGCACCCGCCGCCGCACCACCCACCGCACUACCAGCCCUACCCGCUGCAUUCCUACCAGCCUGGGUACCUGCGCGAGUACGGUGGCUGCGGCGAACUGUUCCCGCAGCAGCCGCUCGAGCAAAGCUGGGAUUGGCGUGGCGACAUGCACUACCAGGGCGGCGCCCCGCCGCUCGUGCCUCACGCGCAUGCCCAUGCUCCGCACGCCUUUCUGCGCUACGUGCGCGCUCCUCCGAGGCGCGACAUGCGCUGCCAGUGGCUCGACCCCGAGCAACCACCCCCGCGCAAGUUGUGCAACAAACUCUUCUCGAGCAUGCACGAAAUCGUGACGCAUCUUACAGUAGAACAUGUCGGUGGACCUGAGUGCACGACGCACGCCUGCUUCUGGCAAGGUUGCUCGAGGAACGGUCGCCCGUUCAAAGCGAAAUAUAAGUUGGUGAACCAUAUACGCGUGCACACUGGCGAGAAACCCUUCCCUUGCCCGUUUCCCGGCUGCGGAAAAGUGUUUGCCCGAUCCGAAAAUCUCAAGAUACAUAAACGAACACAUACCGGUGAAAAGCCGUUCAAAUGUGAAUACGCUGGUUGCGAUCGUCGAUUCGCAAACUCUUCCGACAGGAAAAAGCAUUCGCACGUGCAUACGUCUGACAAACCGUAUAACUGUCGUGUGCACGGCUGCGACAAGUCCUACACACACCCGUCGUCGUUGCGCAAGCACAUGAAGGUUCACGGCGCGGCCGGAGACGCGUCUCCGCGCUACGACAGUGACGGGGACGACUCCUCGUCCGCGGGUAGCGUCAGCGUCACCGCCGGCGCCAGCAGCCCCCCGGCGCCGCUGCCACCUCCGCCCGCUACUGCGCCAGCGCCAAUGCCGCCGCACCACCCGCCCCACCAUGCUUCAAUAGCAGACAAACUCGAAAGCCUCAACAAUAAGUACCUCAAUCCCCACGAUCAGAAACCCUACGAACGACCACCCGCACCGCCUCACCACAAUCAAGCUCCACAUCUCACUAAUAUCGGAGGCAACGGCGUAAUGGACAAUAAACUCGGUUUUGGUGGGCACUGGAGCCAAUUUCAGCAACCAGCCCCCGCAAUGCCGCAUGGAGUACCUGACUGGUGGUGUCCCACACAGGAGACCUACCACCACCACCAUUUAAUGCACCACUCAGGUGCUGCCGCUGCCUACUGACAGCAUCGCACUUAGGGAACUCUUCACUCGACGAUCACGUCACGCACUCUUCUAUGGCGGGAAUCAAAAUAAAAUCGUAUUUAAAGGAAAUAUUACUUAAAAACUCUUUCGUUUGCUACACGAUGAUUAUUUGAUCCAUUUAUGCUAUGUUGAGUCAGUAUGAAAUUAAUUAUUUAUUAACGUGGAAUGAAAAGUUUCCUAAGGCGCCUUAAUAGAUGUUUUAAUUGUAGUGCACCCUACGCUUAUAUUAAUUGUAUUAGUCUGACCUCUGUAAUACUUAUACUAAAAAAAAACUUCUUAUAUUUGCACUAACAUUGCUGGUUGCGCUACUUGCGCUACAAUUUACUAUUGUCCGUAAAAGGCGUAUAUAAAUUAUAGGGAUUGAAGAGCUCAGAUUAGAAAAAUUUAGUAAUCGGUUGUUUGUUUUAAAACAACGAAUUAGAAUUAUUACGGUGAACACUGUAAUUUAAUGUCUUAUACUUAUCACGUUAUGAAAUGUUAAUUUGUGAGCACCAUAGGUAUGUCCAUUUCUGAUAUUUUUUGCUUGCGUCCCUCUGGCAGUACAGGAAAGCUUUAUAUAAAAAUACUUGUUUCAAUAAGACAAACUGCAAAUUACUCAACUGCCUCGUUGACCGUGAUUUGAUACAGCCUUUUAGAGAAAUAAGAAGCGAUGUACAAAAUGUUCUGUUAUUAAUUCUAUGAAUAAAUGACUUUAUUGAUUGUUAAAUACAAGGUGUUUGCGGUGACGUAUCACCAGACUUGCAGGGGACUCAUAAUUUAAGAAACAUGAAAUGAGACAAAUUGAGCAGCGAGGCCAAAGCACCGAAGUCCAUUAAGACUACGAUUUGUAGUAUUUAAAUUUUGUGUACAUUUUUUACUUUAGGAUAAUUAGCGUCAUGUAAAGUAUAUAGAUUAAGAUGAAUGCCCAGUGAUAAUAGGUAUAAGCAAUUGAUUUUAAAAUAAGUUAUCAGUGUCUUUGCUAUUGAAUUGUGCUAUCCACUUCUGAACUUUACGAUUAUAGCUAUACUUAUAUAAAAAUAUUGAUGUAUCUAUUUUUUCACAUACUGACAUAUUAUAAAAAGGCAAAACCUAUUUAUAUUGCAUAUAAAUGACUGAAAGAGCACCAUGUAUUCUAAGUUAUUUUAAGAGGAUAUUGUUGAAUGCCUUUUCUACAGCCAUGUAAAUAGCAGACUUUUAAAAGUAAUAAAAAAUCGUAUUUGAAUUCUAA
Messenger RNA from Cydia pomonella (codling moth), 4010 nucleotides. RefSeq names its product zinc finger protein ZIC 4 (gene opa). NCBI's taxonomy places the organism in Eukaryota, Metazoa, Arthropoda, Insecta, Lepidoptera, Tortricidae. Bases 1445 to 2782 code for a protein of 445 amino acids. Gene Ontology annotation, cellular component: nucleus. The transcript is spliced from 3 exons. The record is from RefSeq and is a predicted model, not a curated record. Gene Ontology annotation, molecular function: DNA-binding transcription factor activity, RNA polymerase II-specific; RNA polymerase II cis-regulatory region sequence-specific DNA binding. Gene Ontology annotation, biological process: central nervous system development; regulation of transcription by RNA polymerase II.